This is a messenger RNA of Lodderomyces pseudojiufengensis, 333 nucleotides long. RefSeq lists its product as uncharacterized. The transcript has a single exon. NCBI's taxonomy places the organism in Eukaryota, Fungi, Ascomycota, Pichiomycetes, Serinales, Debaryomycetaceae. The record is from RefSeq and is a predicted model, not a curated record. The coding region runs from base 1 to 333 and encodes 110 amino acids.
AUGUUUAAAAAUUUCAUAAGAUCAAUGUCAUCAUCUACAAAUAUUGGCCCCAUAGAAUCCUCAAUAAAUUCAAAAUUAACCACAACAUUCAAACCAACAUUUUUAGAAGUACGAAAUGAUUCACAUAAACAUUCACAUCAUUCAGCUAUGAAAGGUGCAACAAACACUGCGGAAUCUCAUUUUUUUAUAAAAAUGCAAAGUGAAGAAUUUAAUGAUAAAAAUUUACCAAAUAGACAUAGAUUAGUUUAUGGUUUAUUAGAUGAUGAAUUUAAAAAUAAAGGAUUACAUGCUUUACAAAUGAAAUUAAAAGGUACUAAUGAAAAAUUGGAGUAG